Molecule: messenger RNA, 1203 nt
Organism: Endocarpon pusillum Z07020
Lineage: Eukaryota; Fungi; Ascomycota; Eurotiomycetes; Verrucariales; Verrucariaceae
Exons: 1
Coding region: 1-1203 (400 amino acids)
Source: RefSeq, a predicted model, not a curated record
AUGGCUCCUCAAGUCUCGACGACCUCUUUUACAAAUUACUACGACAUCCUCCAUCUCCCUCGGGACGCGACCAAGGCACAAAUCCGACUACGAUUCAAGAAGCUAUCGCUACUCUUCCAUCCUGACAAGAACAAAGACGAGGAUGCGCCGAGAAUCUUCCGUUCGCUGAAAAAUGCAGAAGAAAUUCUGAGCGACAACAACAAGAAGGCUAAAUUCGAUCGUCAGCUUCAUGAGAUAGACAACUUUCUCAAAAGCGGCAUCGCUCGUGCCGCCGCGGCGUCUGCCGCGCGGGAAGCAGCAGAGCGAGAUGCGGAAAACAGGGCUAGAGAUCAGCGACAUUGGGAGCGCGAUCGUGCGCGCGCUCAGCAGAACAAUCCACAUGCUCAAGAGAGCAACCCAGGUGCUGAGAAAAGUGGUCCCAACUUUAACGAGUAUCCCCAGCCGAGGUGGAAUCAAGCAAAGCCUCCGCAGGCUCCCAAGCCACGGGAAGACAUCUACAUGCUGCCUCAAUACAAACCAUCAGGGCGGCAACCACCGUGGAGUAUCUUUGGCAGGAUACCCAAAGACGAUUCGUACAUGCCCUGGGGGAAGAAACCGAUACCCAUCGGCAGCAAGAAUCCGUUUAACCCAAAUCCUUUCACCGGCGAGGAGAUACCAGCCCAUGGUAAUUGGCCACUGAAUCCUGGUGACCACUGUAGCCCGAAGAUCGACGCUGCUUGGCCCGUUGUGUACAAUGAAGGAUACCGUGUCCUCCGGGGGUGCUCGGAACUAUACAAGAACCAGUGGAAAGACGUUGUCGCCGCCGCCGCCGUGAUCGACAUCAAAUCCGAACCUCUAAUCGAAGAGGGCCUUCGUCGGAUCGAAUACAUGUUUCACAAAUUUGCAGAAUAUGUCUGGGGCCUGCUGAUGGAUCUUCCAUACAACAUGGCUGCUCUCAUCGACCCUGAGGCUGCCUUGGAAAGACUCGAGACGGUGCUCCGUACUCUUCAAGAAUUUUGUCACCGAGGGCAACAAUUACCGAUGGCGAUGGGAUUCGCAGCUCAGGGUAUCAGGACGGUGUUUGACCGAUCUGCAGGAGAAAAUGCCCUUCAUCAUGAGAUGGGUCGGAAUGCCGUGCUGCGACAGCUGAUCCAAGUUUAUGAGACGUUUAUGGGCGAGCAGAGGCAGGGCGGGACAGAGCCGAGCGCGGAGGAGGAGCUGUAA